Messenger RNA from Leptinotarsa decemlineata (Colorado potato beetle), 1324 nucleotides. RefSeq lists its product as uncharacterized. Gene Ontology annotation, molecular function: DNA-binding transcription factor activity, RNA polymerase II-specific; RNA polymerase II cis-regulatory region sequence-specific DNA binding. The record is from RefSeq and is a predicted model, not a curated record. Lineage: Eukaryota; Metazoa; Arthropoda; Insecta; Coleoptera; Chrysomelidae. Gene Ontology annotation, biological process: regulation of transcription by RNA polymerase II.
CCUGGCAACGCUGCAUCAACUGUCUUUGAGAAAUAACAUUAUUUAUUUUUAAAUUAUUUUGCUCGUUGCAAUUGUUUAUUGAAUAUAAUAAAGCCAAUGAAUACCCCUGCUAUGUUUUAUCACAGUAUUUUCAGCGGCACGACAGAAACCCAAAAUCAAACAAUGUGGGAGAACUUUCCUCAUGUAGUGAAAUUAGAACCUGACUCCAGUAUUGAAUUUACGGAGCCUGAAAUCUGUGAACCUAUAGUGCCCAAGAAGGGGAAACAGCAACAAUGUAAAGUGUGUGGUAAAAUAUUGUCUUCUACUUCGAGCUAUUAUGUACAUUUAAAACUACAUUCGCAGAACAAACCUUACUCAUGUACAGUGUGCGAUGCAUCAUUUUGUCGAAAACCGUACUUGGAGGUGCACAUGCGGACACACACAGGUGAAAAACCAUUUGAAUGUGAUAUCUGCCACAAACGUUUCACACAGAAGUCGAGCCUCAAUACCCAUAAAAGAAAUCACACUGGACUGAAGCCAUAUGUGUGUCAAAUAUGUUUCAAAAGUUUUUCUAUCAAAUCGUAUCUGGUAGCACACGAGUAUAGUCAUGCAGCUGCAAAUGGCAUACCAUGUAAUAUAUGUCAAACAAGGUUCAGCAGUCGAAGUGACUAUACAACCCACAUGGAAUCUCACAAAACUAGGGAGUUUGAGUGUAAAUACUGCCAUAAGUUCUUUACCAAAGAGUCGUAUCUCAUUAGGCAUAGGAUCCGUGUUCACAAUGAUGAUUGAAUUUGUCAGGUAUCCACCUGUUGGCAAGGGUUUGGAUAACUACAGCAAGAUGUUCGAUGAAAGUGUCUCAGUUAGAUUAAUAAGAAAUGUACAUUUGUCGAAAAGAAUCGAAAUUCAGCAUUCUUUUUUAUAUAUUUUCAUGUAUUAUUUACAAAUAAAUGUCAUUUAUAUUCAUUUAUUGGAGAAACUUUCCGCUAAUAUCAACUACAGGCUUACAUAAGUGAAAUGAAAACUCAUUAAACUCAAGAAUCAUGCUUUCUGAGUAGUUAAAAAGUGGAGAGUAAAAGACUUGCAGCUAAAAACUCUAAUAAGAAUACUGUUUUCUUUUGAUGAUUCUAUUAUAGACAGUCUCAUUAAAUGACAUUUACUAUUUAUGAUGAGUGAUUUUUUGAUAUUUAUUGCCUUAAUAUUGUUUAUGCACAACUAGACUGAAAUGUUGUAUUUUUUUGUUUGAAUGUGAUUGACAUGGUUUUUGUUGGUUGGAGUUGAAACUUUUAUUAAAAUAUGCAGAAUCUGACAAUAGAGAAAUGAAUAAAAUAAUAAAUAAUGCCAAUGA